UAAAUUUAUGUUGUACAUGUAGCUUUGAUAGUGUUAUGUUUAAGUAAUUUUUAAAGGUGUAUUUUUCAACGAAAAAGUUCAUUAUAAUCUUAAAGUGAACAAUUAAUAAACUGAAAUUUUAAUGUUUAAAUUAUUAUCAAUUUGCAAUAUAUAAAAAAAAAUAGUUUUAUACAGUGAUUGUGUUACAAAUAAAUUAAAUUUAUUUUAUGAAAAACGAAUUUUGAUAUAAACAUGUCCAGCACAUCACAAAAACAUAAAAACUUUGUGGCUGAACCAAUGGGUGAUAAACCUGUUACAGAUCUUGCUGGAGUUGGAGAAGUUUUAGGACGUAGAUUAGAAGCAGCUGGUUUUGAUAAAGCAUAUGUUGUUCUUGGGCAAUACUUGGUUUUAAAAAAGAAUAGAGAAUUAUUUCAAGAAUGGAUGAAGGAUGCAUGUUCUGCCAAUGCAAAACAAUCUAGUGAUUGUUAUCAGUGCCUCUCUGAUUGGUGUGAAGAAUUUUUGUAAAAUAAUUAAAAUUUAAUGUUAAUAUUAUACAAAAAUGAAACUUUUAAUAUAGCAAAGAA
Apis mellifera (honey bee) is the source of this 563-nucleotide messenger RNA. RefSeq names its product barrier-to-autointegration factor B (gene baf). Gene Ontology annotation, molecular function: DNA binding. The transcript is spliced from 3 exons. The record is from RefSeq and is a predicted model, not a curated record. The coding region runs from base 232 to 504 and encodes 90 amino acids. Lineage: Eukaryota; Metazoa; Arthropoda; Insecta; Hymenoptera; Apidae.